AUGGACGCUAAGGCCUUGGCGGUGGGGCCGAGAAAGAGAGUCGAAGAGUGCACAAAGAUGCUCACCGCGCUAGCAUGCAUGCAGCUAGUUGAACAAGGCUGCCUGGAGCUAGAUAAUGGGCUCUUCCUUGAGAGUCUCUACCUGUGGGCAAUUGACGAGUUUUCGGGAAGGUUCGAAGAUAUACAAACGCCGCUUCUAUUCCAACCAGGAGAAGGGUGGGAAUAUGGGGUCAGUCUUGACUGGGCAGGCUUAGCUGUGGAGCGCGUGACAGGGUUCAAGUUGAACGAAUACCUUAAGCAGCUUAUAUUCGAUCCUUUGGGGUUGGAAAAUAUGUCUAUGGUACCGGAUGCCGAGAUGCGUGGGGAGCUCGCACACAUGCACAGCAGAGAAAUUGAUGGUAAAUUGAAACCGAGGGACCACCUUCUUCGAGCUCCCCUGGUUCUAGAUCCAAAUGAUGAAGAUGAAGCGGGGAAGCUAUUCAAUAGUGGGGGUGCUGGGAUGUUUGCAAAGCCCCAAGAAUAUUGUAGAAUUCUAGCUGUGCUCCUCAAUGAUGGCACCUGUCCACGGACUGGAGCGCAGAUAUUGCGUGAAGAGACUGUACAAGAGAUGUUCCGCAACCAAAAUACCUCAGUUUCCAGACUUUGGGCGCCAGAGCAUGCCGGCUUCUAA
Messenger RNA from Penicillium macrosclerotiorum, 669 nucleotides. Its product is annotated as serine hydrolase domain-containing protein. The transcript is spliced from 3 exons. NCBI's taxonomy places the organism in Eukaryota, Fungi, Ascomycota, Eurotiomycetes, Eurotiales, Aspergillaceae. The coding region runs from base 1 to 669 and encodes 222 amino acids. The record is from RefSeq and is a predicted model, not a curated record.